GACCUCAAGACAACUCAGAAAUUAUUCCCUGUGUUUCGGUUGUUUUGGUAUCGCGAAGGCUUUCUUGAAAUGAUUUGAACCCCAUUCGAUCAUUCUACAAUCUGAAGAAGGACUGAGAAGCGCAAAUCUUCAAGCUGUGAAAGGCUCCUCCCUGAGACGUCGCCAAAAAACAGAGAGGUGCAACCACCACAAAAGAUGGUCCUGAGGUCGGGCUGGACGCUGUGGCAGCUGAGAAAUGUCAUCCUGGGAACGCUGGUGAUGUUCGUGCUUCUUAACGCCUGGAUUAUGACCAUUACUUUGCAGGAGCAGACAAAACAACAAACGGACUCGUCAUGUGAAGAACAGAGAGACGCGCUGAUAGAUACAAUCAAAACAUUCAACAAGAUACUAAGAAGACGAGACAACACUGGAGAGGAAGUCAGCAAACCACUGGUGAAAGCUAGACAUGAGGAUAAAUCAAUAGUCUGUGAAGACUGUAGCAGAUCUGGUCUCGUCGAUACAGAAGCUGCCAGAGUUUUAGGGAAACCACGCAAGACAAAGGGAUUUUUAACCAUCGGCAUCUCAACGGUGAAAAGAGACCAGAAUAGCCAGUACCUCGGCAUCACAAUCAACUCACUCAUCGAGCACACUACAGAAGCCGAGCGGGAGCAAGUCACUGUCGUCAUUUUCCUAGCGGACUUCGACAGCUAUCACAACAAGAAACUGUCUGUAGAAAUUUCCCAGAACUAUUCCCAGCACCUGGAUGGCGGGUUUAUGCAGGUGAUACAGGCGCCGAUAUCAUUUUAUCCACAACUAGAGGGCUUGAAACAGAACUUCAAUGAUUCGGAGGAUCGCGUAAAAUGGCGUUCCAAGCAAUGCGUGGACUACGCCUUCCUCUUUAGCUACUGCCGUGGUUUGUCGGAGUUUUACCUACAACUGGAAGACGAUGUCGUUUCAUCAGAACACUACCUGACAACAAUAAGGGAUUACAUCAAAGCUCAAAAAUCCGCCUGGUCGAUGCUGGAAUUUUCCGACCUCGGGUUUAUAGGAAAACUUCUCAGGUCUUCCGACUUGCAAAGACUUGCGGACUUUCUUCUGCUGUUUUACGAAGAGAUGCCGAACGACUUCUUGAUUCGACACUUCCUGAAGUUGUUACCACAUCGGCAGACGUUCGUACGACGGCCGUCGCUGUUCCAACACAUCGGGAAACGCUCUUCACUGGUCGGGAAGGAGCAGAACUUAGUUGACGCCUUCUACGUGGACACGAUGAAGAGACAGUACAACGAUUCUGACAACCCACCAGCGGUGGUGAGCUCGGACAUGGCCGCCUUCGGGGAGUUCAAGCCGCAGCUUGCCUACGGCCCCGAACCCGGCUUCUUCUGGAUCGAGGCGCCGCAGAGCGGGCAAGCGUUCUUCGUUCUUUUCGAGAAACCUGCAAGACUUUCUAGGAUUGUCAUAGAGACCAGCUCUGAACAACACCCGAAGGAUAUCCUUGAGAAGGGCACAGUACAAGUCAGCCCGAAACUUCUGUCUAUGAGCCAGCAGGAUGACACUCCGAACUGUGCGGACUACGUCAAACUAGGAUACUUCGAAAACGGAAGAUUUGAGAUGGCGACUCAGGGCAUGGAAGGACUGGGGUCAGUUGAGGUGAAGUGUCUGAAGGUCACGGUCACCGAACAGCAGAAGAUGUGGAUACUGGUGAGGGAGAUCGCCGUGUGGACUGUAAAGAAAGAAAUCACCAAAGAAACCCCGGCCAAAUAAUUUCAGUGUGGUCGUGUGGCGUAGGGGCAGAGUGCGUGACUCGGAACUAAGAGUCCCGGGUUCGAGUCCUGACAUGACACCGAUCUUGUGCCCUUG
Branchiostoma belcheri (Belcher's lancelet) is the source of this 1836-nucleotide messenger RNA. RefSeq names its product alpha-1,3-mannosyl-glycoprotein 4-beta-N-acetylglucosaminyltransferase C-like. The transcript has 5 exons. Gene Ontology annotation, molecular function: acetylglucosaminyltransferase activity. Lineage: Eukaryota; Metazoa; Chordata; Leptocardii; Amphioxiformes; Branchiostomatidae. Gene Ontology annotation, biological process: protein N-linked glycosylation. Bases 196 to 1740 code for a protein of 514 amino acids. The record is from RefSeq and is a predicted model, not a curated record.